Messenger RNA from Centruroides sculpturatus (bark scorpion), 2902 nucleotides. Its product is annotated as probable ATP-dependent RNA helicase DDX20. Gene Ontology annotation, molecular function: ATP binding; RNA helicase activity; RNA binding. The transcript has a single exon. NCBI's taxonomy places the organism in Eukaryota, Metazoa, Arthropoda, Arachnida, Scorpiones, Buthidae. The record is from RefSeq and is a predicted model, not a curated record. Gene Ontology annotation, biological process: spliceosomal snRNP assembly. Gene Ontology annotation, cellular component: SMN complex. The coding region runs from base 72 to 2795 and encodes 907 amino acids.
UAAAGUUGCAAGAUGGCGGCUGCCGGCGAGGAAGUUCUGUUCUAAGUCUGUUUAAAGUGAAAAUAGAAAGCAUGAUGUCAGUUUAUAACACAGCUCAUCGUUUGGAUGAGAAAUGGAGAUCAAAAGACAUCAAAUUGCGUGAAGAUUUAGAUUUUUCUGCUUUAUUAUUGUCAGAUUUGGUACAAGCUGGUUUAACAAAUUCUGGAUUCAUAAAGCCCUCUCCUAUCCAAUUGAAAGCUAUUCCUUUGGGUAAAACUGGCUUAGAUUUGAUCGUUCAAGCUAAAUCUGGUACUGGAAAAACGUGCAUUUUUGCGGUUAUCGCUCUCGAAAAUCUUCUCUUAGAAUCACAGUCUGUUCAGACGUUAAUUUUGGCACCAACGAGAGAGAUUGCUUCUCAGAUAUGUCAAGUUAUCACUUCUAUAGGCUCUUCCUUUCCAUCAUUAGGUUGCCAUUACUUUAUAGGAGGUUUACCAUUAUCUGAAGAUAAAGCUAAACUCAGGAAGUGCCACAUUGCAGUUGGGACACCGGGAAGAAUCAAACAGCUUAUUGAAAAUAAAUAUAUGAAAACUAACUCUAUUCGUUUGUUCGUGCUAGAUGAAGCUGAUAAGUUACUGGAUAAAGACUUUCAGAAAUGCAUAAAUUGGAUAUAUCAGAAAUUACCACUUAAUAAACAAAUGUUAGCUCUUAGUGCUACUUAUCCAGAAGAAUUAGCAAAGUUACUUACUCAAUAUAUGAGAAACCCUGCAUUUGUCAGGUUGAAUAUGCAUAAACCUGCGUUAAUUGGUGUUACUCAAUUUUAUAAAAUAACACAGUUUCACCCUUUAUCACAUAUUGCCUUUCAGCAUAAAAUUGAUGUUCUGCUGCAAAUAUUGAAAUCCGUUCCAUUUUCACAGUGUCUUGUGUUCAUUAAUCUUCAGAUGAGAGCUCAAUCUUUGUGUGAUGUUUUGAAGAAACAUGGGUGGUUGGCUCUGUUUAUCUGUGGAAAUCAGACUCAAGUGCAAAGAUUGGCAGUGAUGACUCGACUGAAAAGCUUUCAGUGUAGAAUACUUGUGACGACAGAUUUGACGGCAAGAGGAAUCGAUUGUGAAAAUGUGAAUAUGGUGAUAAACGUUGAUCUUCCAUAUGAAUUGGAAACUUACUUUCAUAGAAUAGGUCGUGCAGGUCGUUAUGGGUCACAAGGACUUGCCAUUUCUUUAAUUAGUGAGGGUGAAGAGAAAGAAAAAUUUUUUAAAAUGAAAGAAACUGCAUUCUUAGAUAUCUACGAUUUACCUUCUAAUCUUACUGCCAACAUUUGGAAAUAUAAUAAUUCUCAAGAUAAUCAAUUUAACGAAAAGGAAGAAAUUGACAAUACCAUUUAUAUAUGUAAAGAAGACGAUUUUAAUUCUGAAACGUGUUCAGAGAAAAGUUCUAAAGCCAGUACAUGUGAUGAUAAAUCACAAGAGAUAAAUGGUAAUUUUUGUGCCAAAAAAGAAUUUUCAGGUGACAGUCACAAUGAUUGUAAUGAAAUUGAACAAAAUUUAAAUGCUAAUGAACAGUGUUUAGGUAUUAAAAAUCAAAAUGUGAUUAAUGAUCAUUUUACCUGUGAAUUAAAUGCAAUUGUUGAGAAUGUUAAUUUGAAAACUGACUUAACAAAUUCUUUAACUGUUGAAAAUUAUGCUAAUAAUGGAAUAUGUGACGACACUUCUCCUAAAACCCUAUCAGAAAGUAUUGUUAAUGAUAACAGAGAUAUCAAUCAAAGAUUUUCUGAUACUGAUAAAGUUUUGAAAAAGCCAGAUGAUUUAGAGUUAGACAUUUCUUCAUUUUACAGGCCAGUUUUAAAAGAUGAAGACAUUUCCUAUGAAAACUCUUUGAUUGAAAUUAAUAGUACAUCCAAUAAUUUUUCAGUUGACGAGAAUGCCAAACCUAAUUUAACAAAUGAUCAUAUUUUGAAAGUUAUGAUUUUCUUAAAAGAUAUUAAUAAUAAGUAUUGGAAAUGUGUCUCAGACAAAAAAGAAGUAGGUGAGGUAAUAGAUCAAAAAGAAGAGAAUUUAAUAAUUAAUACAUCUAAAAGAGAAAAUGAAAGCAAGCAGAUGAGUGAUGAAGCUAAAAUACUGUUACCAAAUAAUUCUGUUGAGAGUCAGUAUGAAAAUUGCGAAAUUAUCACAUAUGAGGAUAAAUGCAUUUCUGCACAAGAGGCCGAUAUUUCUUCUAGUCUGAAUUCAUCAGGUUCUUUAGAGUCGUUUGCUCUAUUUGGUAAAUUUACAGAAACGAGUGACAGUGGUGACAAUUUAAGAAUUAGUUUUCAAUCAAAAGAUUCGAGUUUCUCAGAAAGUGAGUAUGACAAUCAGCACGAGUGUACGAUUCUGUUAGAAGAAUUGAGGAAGAAUCAAAGUAUAGCAAGUUAUAGUAAAGAUUCAAUAAAAUCAGAAAAAUCUGAUCGUUCAAAGAAGUCCAAGUCUUGUUUUCAAUAUUCAGUGCCAGAUAAAGAAGUUUAUGAACAAGUAGAUAGUGCCAACUAUUGGGAUUAUCAACACGAAGAUCAAAAAACAUCCAAAAAACAGAUAAAUAAGCAGAGAUAUAGAAAUCCCUGGGAUUAUUCGAGCUACUAUUAUAAUUCUUAUUACUAUAAUUCUAAUUACAAUCCUUGUGUAUGCUACAAUUCUUACACAUCUUGCAGUAAUUGCGUAUGCUGCGAAGAUAAAUUCCAGUCUCAGAAAUCCUUUCAAGUAGAAUGGAUGCAACGUUAUCAGUAUUACAUUUCUCAGAUGUUAUACUGGAGGAGAAGCCAAAAAUGUGGAAAGUGCUGUAAGGAAUAAGUAAAAAAUAUUAAAUAUAAUUUUUCUUUGUUUAAACAAUUUUCCAUUAAAGAAUGUUUUAUAACCACUUCAAAACUGUACUAAUCCUCAAAAAUUUGAGUUAUUUU